AUGGCGCACCAGACGGGCAUCCACGCCACCGAGCAGCUGCGGGAGUUCUUCGCCGAGGCGCGGGCCGGCUCCGUGCGGCUCAUCAAAGUGGUCAUCGAGGACGAGCAGCUCACGCUGGGUGCGUCGCGGGAGCCGGGGGGCAGCUGGGAGCAGGACUACGACCGGGCGGUGCUGCCGCUCCUGGACGCCCAGCAGCCCUGCUACCUGCUCUACCGCCUGGACUCCAGGAACGCCCAGGGCUUCGAGUGGCUCUUCCUGGCCUGGUCGCCUGACAGCUCCCCCGUGCGGCUGAAGAUGCUGUACGCGGCCACACGGGCCACGGUGAAGAAGGAGUUCGGGGGCGGCCACGUCAAGGACGAGCUCUUCGGGACCACGAAGGACGACCUCUCCCUGGCCGGCUACCAGAAGCACCUGUCGUCCUGCGCGGCGCCCGCCCCGCUGACCUCGGCCGAGAGGGAGCUGCAGCAGAUCCGCAUCGACGAGGUGAAGACGGAGAUCAGCGUGGAGAGCAGGCACCAGACGCUGCAGGGCCUGGCCUUCCCGCUGCAGCCGGAGGCCCAGCAGGCGCUGCAGCAGCUCCGGCAGAAGGCCAUCAACUACAUCCAGCUGAAGCUGGACCUGGAGCGGGAGACCAUCGAGCUGGUGCACACGGAGCCCACGGACGUGGCCCAGCUGCCCGCCCGCGUGCCUCGCGAGGCCGCCCGCUACCACUUCUUCCUCUACCGGCACACGCACGAGGGCGGCGCGCUGGAGUCCGUGGUGUUCAUCUACUCGAUGCCCGGCUACAAGUGCAGCGUCCGGGAGCGCAUGCUCUACUCCAGCUGCAAGAGCCGCCUCCUGGACUCCGCGGAGCAGGACUUCCGGCUGGAGAUCGCCAAGAAGAUCGAGAUCGGCGACGGGGCCGAGCUGACCGCCGACUUCCUGUACGACGAGGUGCACCCCAAGCAGCACGCCUUCAAGCAGGCCUUCGCCAAGCCCAAGGGCCCGGGCGGCAAGCGCGGCCACAAGCGCCUCAUCCGCGGCCCCGGGGAGAACGGCGACGACAGCUAG
Pipistrellus nathusii (Nathusius's pipistrelle) is the source of this 1050-nucleotide messenger RNA. NCBI's taxonomy places the organism in Eukaryota, Metazoa, Chordata, Mammalia, Chiroptera, Vespertilionidae. The record is from the annotation of a GenBank genome assembly.